Molecule: messenger RNA, 897 nt
Organism: Entamoeba histolytica HM-1:IMSS
Lineage: Eukaryota; Evosea; Mastigamoebida; Endamoebidae
Product: AIG1 family protein, putative
Exons: 1
Coding region: 1-897 (298 amino acids)
Molecular function (GO): GTP binding
Source: RefSeq, a predicted model, not a curated record
AUGAGUACUGAAGAAGUAAAAGAAACUAAAUUACUUUUGAUUGGUGAUAUUGGUGAUGGUAAAAGUUCUCUUGGUAAUUUUAUUCUAAAAGACAAUAAAUUUGCUGUAAGUAGUGGCUGUGAUGCAAAAACGCAAGAAACUGUUGGAUAUAAUGGAGAAGGUAAUCGAAGGAAUGUAUUUGUUAUUGAUACACCUGGUCUUCAAGAUUCAUGUAAAAUGAAUGAAAGAUGGUUGAAUGCUAUGGCUGAUUGUAUUAACAACAAAAAAGGGGUACAAGCAAUUGUUAUUGUAUUAAAUUAUAACAAUGGUGUGCUUUCCAAUGACUUAAAAACAAUGAUUGAAAUAAUAUGUAACAUUUUUCCAUUUUAUAAGUUUUGGGAACAUGUUUGUGUUGUAUGGACUAACUGUUAUAAUUAUACCCCACAAAAACAAUUAGACAUACAUAAAAAGAGCAAAAAAGAUUAUUAUUAUCCACAAUUAAAAAGGGUUAUUGAAGAAUUUAGUGGAAAUAAAGAAGAAUAUGAUAUUGAACCUCCAAUGUAUUAUGUAGACUCCCAUCCAGAUGAAGGGUGUGAUAAUAGCAGAUCAGAGAUGGAGAUUGAAAAACUUCUAACAUGGGCUAGAAGUUUUAAAAAACCUAUUAACAUCAAGAGAGAACAAAAAAGAGAAGAUUCUGAAUAUAAAAAAGUUGUCACACAAGAAAAACAGCGCCGAGUAGAAGCUGAUGAAAAUAACAUAAACAGAAUGUCACAAGUCAAACCCAUGAGAAGAGACAUAAAAAUUCAAUAUAAUGGAAAAGUUAGUUGUAGUGAAUGGGAAGUGAUGGAGAGUAAAAGUGAGCCUGACAUAAAAAUAAAACAAGAAAAACUUAUACAGUUUAAUUGCACAAUUUUGUAG